Messenger RNA from Erigeron canadensis, 512 nucleotides. Its product is annotated as mini zinc finger protein 2-like. Gene Ontology annotation, biological process: regulation of developmental process; regulation of DNA-templated transcription. Lineage: Eukaryota; Viridiplantae; Streptophyta; Magnoliopsida; Asterales; Asteraceae. The transcript has a single exon. Gene Ontology annotation, cellular component: nucleus. Gene Ontology annotation, molecular function: DNA-binding transcription factor activity; transcription cis-regulatory region binding. Bases 167 to 454 code for a protein of 95 amino acids. The record is from RefSeq and is a predicted model, not a curated record.
UAUAUAUAUAAUGGUCCUCCACUGCAUAAUUUCAUUUAGUUUUCCCCCUAGUGGGUUACUCAUUUUUCCUACCCUUCAUUACUAGGGCUUUUAGUAACAACUAAUCCAUCUCUUUUUGUAUAUAUCAAUUAUCUCAACAUACAUUAUUUCUUUAGAGAUAGAAAUCAUGAAAGCCAUGAAGAAACGACACGUCGUAAUCAAGAAAACAAACAACUCCAACAAAACUGCAACUACUGCACCGGUGAUUCGGACGGUGUAUUACGGACAAUGCUUAAAGAACCAUGCAGCUAGCAUUGGUCGGUACGCCGUGGAUGGUUGCAGGGAGUUCAUGGCUAACGGAGAUGAAGGUACGAGAGGCGCAUUCACGUGCGCCGCCUGUGGAUGUCACCGGAAUUUCCACCGGAGAGAUGUAGAUGAGGUCGCUUGUGAGUGUUCUUCAACUUCUGACAGUUAAGGAAUUGGUUGAUGAAAUUGCAAAGAUAUUAUUAAUUCAAUUAAUACUUUUGAGAUUU